GACGUCAUCGCAGCGCGCCCGGUCCGCACAGUGUGUGCCGGGGCUGUGUUCCCGGAGGCCGGAGCUUCGGCCGUCGCAUGAAAUCCAAGAACAGAAACAUGCUAGCCAGAAGCAGCAGACAGGAAUGGAAGUGAUUGCUUUCUCAAAAGACACAGUCUUAUCAGACAUCCAUCUUCGAAUCCAGCAUAAAAGACAACUCAUGGUCAGGCUGAACACGGUUGGACAGCCAGUUUUCCAGACAGAAUUUAAGAUCUUUUUGGGAAACAAUUUAUUAGAAACUGCAAGUAAUAAGGAAGAAAUCAGCUUUGAUGAUGAUACAGAAUCCUUGCUCUCUAGAGAGGCAACGCCACAUGAGGAGCAGAAAUUAGAAACUCUUCUCGAUGAUGAUGGUGAUUUGGAAGUCCAGAGAAGACCAGCAAGUCCUUCUGACAGACAUGUAUCAUCACCUUGUAUUCGAGAUGUUGUGUAUCCAUCUAUUCUUACACUAGGGAGUGAAGAAGACUACAAGGAAGAGGCUUCAAGUAAUGAUGAAGGUGUGGUUAAAAUAGAGCAUACUAUGGCCACCCCACUAGAAGAUGUUGGCAAACAGAUCUGGCGAGGAGCAUUUCUUCUUGCUGAUUACAUCCUGUGGCGGCAGGAUCUCUUCAGAGGGUGCACGGCAUUGGAGCUCGGGGCGGGCACUGGCUUCACAAGUAUCAUCAUGGCAACAGUUGCUAAGGCAGUCUACUGCACAGAUGUUGGUGAAGACCUCCUAGAUAUGUGCAAGAGAAAUAUAUCCCUAAACCAAGGCCUCACAAAAACAAAAGGUGGCCAAGUAAAGGUAAAUGAACUGGACUGGCUUAAGAAUCAAUUCUGUACAGAUCCAGAAGCUCCUUACAGCUGGACAGAUGAUGACAUAGCUGACCUUUAUGAUCAAACAACGGUCAUCCUGGCUGCUGACGUAUUUUAUGAUGAUGACCUCACUGAUGCACUGUUCAAAACUCUUGACCGAAUCACGCAUGCAGUGACAAGACUUUGCACAAUAUAUUUAUCUAUAGAAAGAAGGUUUAACUUUACUUUAAGGUAUAUGGACAUUACAUGUGAUGCAUAUAAUCAUUUCCGAAAUUGCUUAAACAAUUUUGAAAAGAUAAAGAACGGAAAGCUAAAGUGGACUGCAACAGAAAUCAAGCCAGCGUUUCCUCAGUUCUUCAGCUAUGAACGCGAACAUUUGGAGCUAUGGAAAAUUACAGCUACAACUCUUACUUAAAGUUUUUACUUCCCAUGUUAAGAGAACAAAUAUAAUUUUUGAUGAUGAUGAGAAAAACCAAAGAGUCAUCGUACAAGAAAGCAUGUUUCGACUAAUGCAUAGUAUUUCUCAAGCUGGACUUUCUACCUGUAUUGGACCCGCUUUUAAUAAAGAACACCAUGGAGGAUAUGCUGCCGACAUCUUUGUUUUUAUACUAUCCUCAGGAUAGGUCAUCAAUAUCAGAUCGGCCGGGGCCCGACUGCCGACAUCCCACUGAUCAGCUGUAUGAAGAGAAUGCAGCAUUCACAUGAGCGCUGUGUUCUCCUCGCAGUUUAUCUGCUCGACAUCAACACUGCAGCAGCGAGCAGUGUAAUUACAGCUCCUCCAUCCCAAGUGAAUCAGAGGGAGCCGUCACAUUGAAGUGAAGGAGGAGCCUGCUCAUCGCUGCUAUGUUAACAGUGAUGAGAACAAAGCAAGCAUUAUACAGCUGGUCGACGGGGUACCGGACCCCAGUGAUCUGAUAUUGAUGACCUAUCGUGAGAAUUGGUCAUCAAUAUAGGAUAAGCGGACAACCCCUUUAACAUACUAUGUGCAUCACUAUGAUAAAUUUGGUGCAGUUUCUGUCUGUCUGGUUUAGUUGUAUUCUAUUUCACUCUAGAUAGAAAACAUAAAUCUCCCUAUUUUAAGUUAACAAUUUUUUUCUCUAUUUCAGAAGGUUAAAACUACUGAGAGUUAACUGUGUAUAUUGAUGUUUAGCAUUUAGUUAUACACUGGAUUUCCAUUAGGUGGCCAAGAUUCAUUGCGACCAUCUCGUGGACCCCUUACCAUAUCAUGAAGCAUGCUUGUCACUGUUUACAAAAAACUAUGGUAAUGUUUUAAGCAGUUCAGAAUGAUUAAUAAAGUCCCACAGAUCAACAAUUAGCUAUCGGGAACAUUUGUUCAUUUAAACAGUCAUUCCUGAUAAUUGUUGCAUUGAAAUGUGAUUAAGUCAGCAAGCACUCGUUUGCUGGCUGAUCCAAUAGUUUUUGCUAGUUUUUCUCCCAUUCAUCUUAAUAGGGCUUGCAUAAAUCCAUGUGCUUCCCAGUAGAACCACCCCAUUAACAUUAAUGAAACUGAUUUUCAGUCUCAGAAAUGUUGCAACACAUCAGCUGUGUGUGAUUUCACCCUAAGAACAUUUCUAUACACGGUUAUAUUCAGGAACAUAUGGACUGUUUCAAUCAAAAUGUUCUAUCAUGUCUUGAAGACUGUAUAUGGAUUGCGUAAAACAUUUAUUUUAUUGGAGAUCAUAAAAGAAGAUUGAAAAGUUGAAGGACAAUUUGAGACAAACAUGGCCAGAACAAACUAUAUUAUAACUUUUUAAACUUUUGCUGUUUUUCUUUCUUCAUGUCUUUACUGUUGGAAUUGUGUCUGUAUGGUUCAUGCAGGCAGUGCAUGUUCACUUGAAUUGUUCUUUUUCCAUCUUAGUCAUUCCUUAGGUUUAGGCUCCAGUGAAGCAAUAAUUUGACAACUUUUAUUUAUGAAAAAGGUCACUAAAUUCCACAACGGUUUAACACUUUGGCAGCCUUAGAAUAAGAUCUUUUCUAGUUGGAUUCAGUAGUUGCUUAAGGCUCCUUUACACUGCCCGAUGGAGCAGACGAUCCUUCCUGACAAUCACUUGCUCGUCAGAGGAGAAGACCACUGCAUUUACAUUGAGUACUGUCCCCCCUCACUGCCCGCAGUAUGGGCAGGAGCAACUGCUAAUGCCAUUGCUCGUCCCUAUACGGAAACAAUGUUUGCUGGCAGCAAAGGCUGUUUAGACACCACGAUCUGCUGCCGGCAAACAAUGAUUUGGGCAUCCGCACCAACGAACCUAUUUAAUCGUAAUCGUUGGCAUUUUUACACUGGCAGAUUAUCGAACAUCAGGCAGUGUAAAGGGGCCUUCAGAUUUUAAUAUUGCCAAUUGCCGCAAGUGACUGAUAAGAAGAAAGUGUUGUGAGAAAUCCAAAUUCUUAAAUCGCGUAAAAGGUGUAGGUUUGUGAUUUAGGAAAAGGAUAAAAAAGUAUACACAACAGGCUGCAACCAGAACUCCUGUGUUGAUCUACCUAAUACAGAAAAAAUGUCAGAAACUGGACCGUCAACUUGAUUAAAAGAUCCAAGUGAACUUGCAAUUCAAUGUAAAUGCAAAUUACAAGUGUGAAAUGCGCUGUAUCUGCUGACCAUGUUCACUGGACAGGUUAGGCUGGAGUUGACUGUGUGGCAGCUUAGGAGAUGGUGUGAAAAUUUUUUCACAGUUUGUAAUUUGACGGUUUUACAAACUGUUCUCUGUGUUUCCAGCACUCAAUCCUACCAUCAUAGUUGUUAAAUGGAAGAACAGAAGCCCUAUGAAAUACGACCCCGGAAGGGGAUAGUAAAGACAAAAGUACAGUUUGUAUUCUUACAUUUCUAGUUUGCUAAAGGGGAAACUGACACAAUAUCGAGCUGCCAAUGACACAGAGCCUGUCUCGUUGAAAAUGCAGUCCCAUCUGUGG
Molecule: messenger RNA, 3732 nt
Organism: Bufo bufo (common toad)
Lineage: Eukaryota; Metazoa; Chordata; Amphibia; Anura; Bufonidae
Gene: METTL22
Product: methyltransferase like 22
Exons: 11
Coding region: 125-1246 (373 amino acids)
Biological process (GO): protein methylation
Cellular component (GO): nucleus
Molecular function (GO): protein methyltransferase activity
Source: RefSeq, a predicted model, not a curated record